Molecule: messenger RNA, 4915 nt
Organism: Sorex fumeus (smoky shrew)
Lineage: Eukaryota; Metazoa; Chordata; Mammalia; Eulipotyphla; Soricidae
Gene: LUZP1
Product: leucine zipper protein 1
Exons: 5
Coding region: 548-3754 (1068 amino acids)
Source: RefSeq, a predicted model, not a curated record
CUGCAGGAAGCCGGCCGGCGGGAACGCCCUGCCGGGUGGGUGGGAAAGGCCGCGAGCGCGCCCCGCACCGCCCGUUUCCCAGGCCCGCCGCGGCGCGGAGCUGUCACUGCGGCAAACGCGCCGCCUCCCCGCCGCCGCCCGCCUCCCGGAGUCCAGAUUCAGGAACGUGCCGCAGCCCGGGUCCUCCCUGCGCCAGCGCCCCACCCGCGCCGGGGAGGAAACGGGGGCCGGCGCGCUCCGGGGGCACUUGAGACGCUGAGUCCCCAGGGCUGCUAGGUCAGGAGGCAGCUGCCACUGAAAAGGAGUGAUUGAUUUCAAGACAGUAAGCGUCAGGGGAGUAGCCAGAGGUAUUGACUGAAGCUUAAAUUACCUAAAUGAUAUAUUCAAACGAAAAGAAAGAAGAAAGGAAAAAGGAAAAAGUUCUUGUGACUGAUAAUGAUUUCCAGCUGCCAACAAAGGUGGUGGAUACCAAGAGAAAGGUAACCAUUUCUCAUCCUCCUGAGUGGAAUUGGCUGCCUCUAGGAGCCCACAGUGGCUGGCAGGAGAGAUGGCUGAAUUAGCAAGCUAUAAGGAUUCUGCCUCCAGCCGCCACCUGCGAUUUAAGUUACAGAGUCUGAGCCGCCGCCUUGAUGAGUUGGAGGAGGCCACCAAAAACCUCCAGAAAGCAGAGGAGGAGCUCCUGGAUCUGCAGGACAAGGUGAUUCAGGCGGAGGGCAGCAACUCCAGCAUGCUGGCUGAGAUUGAAGUGCUGCGUCAGCGGGUGCUGAGAAUUGAAGGCAAAGAUGAAGAAAUUAAGAGAGCAGAGGAUCUGUGUCAGCUGAUGAAGGAGAAACUCGAAGAGGAGGAAAACCUCACCCGGGAGCUGAAAUCAGAGAUUGAGCGGCUUCAGAAACGCAUGGCCGAACUAGAAAAGCUGGAGGAAGCCUUUAGCAGGAGUAAGAAUGACUGUACCCAACUCUGUUUAAGCCUGAAUGAGGAGAGAAAUCUGACAAAGAAAAUCUCCUCAGAGCUGGAAAUGCUCAGGGUUAAGGUGAAAGAACUGGAAUCUUCUGAGGAUCGGCUGGAUAAAACUGAACAGAGUUUGGUGUCAGAGCUGGAGAAGCUAAAAACAUUGACUCUGCACUUCGUCAGCGAGAGAAAAUACUUUAAUGAAAAAGACAAAGAAAAUGAGAAGUUAAUUAAAGAGCUCACUCAAAAACUGGAACAGAACAAAAAAAUGAACCGAGAUUAUAGCAGGAAUGCUUCGAAUCUUUUGGAAAGGAAUGACCUGCGGAUCGAGGAUGGCAUCUCCUCCACGUUGCCUUCCAAAGAGUCAAGAAGGAAAGGCACGCUGGACUACCUGAAGCACGUAGAGAAUGAAACAAGAAACAGGUCAGAAAACGAAAAGAACCGAAAUCAGGAAGACAACAAAGUCAGAGACUUGAACCAAGAGAUCGAGAAACUUAAGACACAGAUCAAACAUUUUGAGUCUCUGGAAGAAGAGCUGAAGAAAAUGCGGGCCCGAAAUAAUGACCUUCAGGAUAACUACCUGACCGAACAGAAUAAAAACAAGCUCCUCGCCAGCCAGCUGGAGGAGAUAAAGCUGCAAAUCAAGAAACAGAAGGAGCUAGAGAAUGGGGAGGUGGAAGGGGAAGACACUUUCCUGAACAGCAAGGGCAGGCAUGAGAGGACUAAGUUCAGAGGCCACGGGAGUGAGGCAGCUGUGUCCAAGCACACCCCCCGAGAACAGUCUCCUCAGCACAAGCGGGAGAGGCCCCGCUGUAGGGAGUUUCCUCUUAGCAAUGAAAACUAUUCUCUGAGCAACAGGCAGGUUUCUUCUCCCAGUUUCCCCAGCAGGAGAACAGGAAAAGCAUCCAACAUGGGGGCAGGAGCAGACAGUGGGACUCAGGAGACAAAGAGAACCGAAGACCGAUUUGCAUCCGGCUCUGCUCAGAGUGAAGGGAAGAAGUCCAGGGAGCAGCCCUCGGUGCUUAGCCGCUACCCACCCGCAGCUCAGGAGCACAAUAAAGUUUGGAAGGGGGCUGCCAAACUGGGCACGGAGAGUGGGCUGAAGGGGAAAGUGGAAAAGACAACACGAACAUUUGGAGACUCCACCCAUGGAUCUGUUCCCGGUGACGUUUUGGGUAGAGCUGACAAGGCUCCCGAUGCCGCCUCUGAAGCCCUCUAUGGCAAGAGGGGUCAAGGGUCUGGCAAUGGAAGUCAGAUAACUCAGGCCACUGAGUCAAGCAGUUCUAAGGCUGUUGGAGCUCUGGCCUCUUCUAAAAGAGCUUCCCCAGAGGGGUUUUCUAAAGGCAAAAAAGCACCCAAUGGACUGGAGUCUGAUACGGGUUCCCCAACUUCUAAGACACCGCCUUUAUCAAAGUAUCCAUUUAACUCCAAAAGCCAAGAGAACAUCCUUCAGGGCGGUUCAGCCUCAAAUAAAGGACUUGAUCAGCCAGUAGCGGUUGUGACAGAAGACAGCAGCCAGCAUGAGGCCUUGAGGUGUCGAGUCAUCAAAUCCAGUGGCAGAGAGAAGGCCGACUCAGAUGACGACAUGGACGUGGCCUCUCUCGUUACUGCCAAGUUGGUCAACACAACCAUCACCCCCGAGCCUGAGCCCAGACAACAUUCCAGCUUGAGGGAAAAAGCCAAACCCCGUGGGGGCCUUCGAACCGCCCUGUUUGAGAAUGAUAAAGAUGCUGGGACAGAAAAUGAACCUGUGAAAGCCGUCAGAGCCUGUGGCAACGCGGUGGAGCCCCCAGACACCAUGAGCACUGGGGGAAAAAGUCAGCGGCCCUUCAGCCCCCGAGAAGCCUUGCGGUCUCGAGCUGUCAUCAAGCCCAUCAUCAUCGAUAAGGAUGUGAAGAAAAUCAUGGGCGGAUCAGGAACUGAGAUCCCACUGGAGAAGCCAAAGCCCUCCUCCAAGUCAGGGCCAAACAAAGUGACCAGCAGCAUCACCAUCUACCCCUCGGACAGAGCCGCCCCCGCCGAGGCCCCACGGGAGAGGCACACGUCCACCAGCAACAUCCAGGUUGGGGCCGCAGAGCCGGCAGCUGCGGGCAAUCAUGUCAGCUCCCCCUUUGAGCUCUCCUUCCACAAACAUGACAUCACUAUGCAGUUCACAGAUGUGGAGAGAGUGGGAGAUGGGCCCCUGAAAAACAGGCCCGAAACGGUGGUGUCUCGGAGUAGCAUCAUCAUCAAGCCAUCCGACCCUUUGGAGAGGAAUAGCCACGUGCUCCCAGCGGAGACAAUCAGCCCGAAAAGCCACAGUGCCCCCUCAGAAAUGGGCUCUGCUGAUGCCAGGCACGUUACUGUGCGGAAUGCUUGGAAGAGUCGGCGGGACUUGAACUCUUGCGAAGAGUCCCCAGCUCGGAUAGGGAAGAAUAUGGAGUCUACCAAUGCCUACACACAGAGGGCCGCCACAGACUACUCAGACCUUGAACAGUCCAGGUCCUACCUUUCUGAGCAGGGCACUCGAAGGGUAGGAAAUUCUGGAGAUGCCCCAGAGCUGUCCUCCAGAAGGACCCAAAGUAGCCUCACCGUGGCCGAGGUGCUCACGCGUCGGAAUCGGGCGGGAGACACGCCCACGGCUGCAGCCUGGAACCACUCGGCCGGCCUGGAGGAAGGUGAGGACUGCACACUCAGUAUCUACAAGCGACUGCACAACUCCCUGGAACGGUCUGAACUGCCCGCCAAGCAGGGGCUGCCAGAGCUCGGGCGAGUACGGGCCGAGGAACGGUUACGGCCCAGCAGGCCCUGUGCUGAGGAAAACUGAGCCAGCUGGUGAGGACUUCAUCUCCUAUGCUCCUGUUUCUCAGCUGUUCCACCUCCCUGCCCUGUGACGGAUCCCAAGCCAGUUGACCAGGCUAGACUCCAGGCCUUGGCUGAGACUGGCAGAAAGCCAGGCUGUGGCUCAGGGCAUUUUGCCUGUUGGCUGGAUGGGAUCAGAGACUACAAGUUGGACUGUCUCCUAGACCCAGCCCUCCCUGACGCAUGAGUCCUCUCCUUGUCCCUUUACCCCAGAUAGAAUGGACCAUUCUGGCCCCCAAGGGGGGAAAGAUACCCAGAUCCUUUGUUAUCCCCUCCCCACAGCAGCAGCUGAAAGCUCUCUGGGUUAUCAUAGGGCAACCCCUUCUCUUCGUCCAUGUUCUGACUUGUCUUCUCAUUGCAUCCAGUUCACUCUGUUUGCCCUAAGGCCACAUACCAAGACUAAACCAUCAGAUCCAUCUAGGGGGCUUUCGUUCCUUUUCCCUUUAGAGUUGAGAGGUCUGUGCUGCCUCUAAGAGACAUUAUAGGAUUCCCCUUUAAGUUGAUGCUUCUCUGACCUGGCCCCUUAUCUAACCAUUGUUUCCUGGGGGCAGAGCACACGGGUACCCAUCUGUUGGAAUGACAUCCCUCCUCCUGGCCCGGUGCUCUGCUCAUUUUCCAAAGGCACCUGCAAGUGCACAAGCCUCAUGCAUUGUUCUCUGGGCACCAAUAAUGCUGCUCCUCUCCUGUGGCUGGAGACUUCAGGCUGACUUCAUUGUUUCCACCUUAGGAAUAUCUCCAGACUAAACUGGGCCUGACCCAGAAUACUUUGCCUUCUAAGAAGUGCCCAGCAAAGGGAAAAGCAGACAAGAAGAAGCAAUUUCCCUUUAGUCACUCCACAAAGCAAUAGCUCCAUGAAAGGCAUGGACUUUGUUCCUCCUCACCCCCAUGGAGGAGGCCUCGCACUUUACUGAGCUGAUGCAUUCCUAUGGAAGUGGGUCCAUGAUUUCUGCCAAGGCUGUCAGUAAAACGACUUAAUUGGAGAAAAGGUGAUACAUGUUCAUCUGGGGCUGCAGGCACGUAUCUAAUUCCAAACACAGCAGAUGUUUUAGGACGCCAUAUAAAUAAAAAUUGUUUAGUUUCAUUAUACCAGUCACAAGAAAAAAAAAAAAAGAGAACCUUAUCUUUU